Peronospora belbahrii is the source of this 1278-nucleotide messenger RNA. The record is from the annotation of a GenBank genome assembly. NCBI's taxonomy places the organism in Eukaryota, Oomycota, Peronosporomycetes, Peronosporales, Peronosporaceae.
AUGAUAGAUUUGAUGGAAGAAAACAGGUCUGGUCGCUUACACUUUGCGCAAACAGUAGCGAUACCAAGUGCUGAAUAUUUUCUAGGACUGAUCUGUUCUCCUCCAUACGGACGACAGGCUGUUCCCAAGUUAAACCCAUUCCUUCACAUAUUUCAUAAGAUGAAGAUUAAUUAUCUCGCCCAUGGAAGUGCUCAUAGCAUGCAAUUCAACUAUGAACGAUUAGUACCAGUGAUCUUAAUGAUUUGUCUCGAAUAUCUGAUCCAACUCGGAACCUCAACGACUCUAAACAAGGAAAGAGAUGACCUUACUAGUGCUAGUUCAUACUUGUUUGUUUCUCAGAACCAAAUUCAUUCGAAAACUCGCUUCCUAUCUGAGACUCGUGGUGCAAUUCAUUCAUUCAUGCGUCUCACCGUCUUUCUUGCCUUCCUCGUGGUCACGCUUGUCGUAAACUGCAGCAGCUUUGUCAGCGCCGAACGUAACGCUAAUGAUGACAAUUUCGCUGAGCUCAACAAAGUCAACGCUCUCCGUGAAGAAAGAGGUCCAGAGACUGCUGCUGCUGAGGCAGCUGCUGAGGCAGCUGCUGUCUUACGCAACGGAGAGGUUACCUUCAAAGCAGAAAAUUUGGCUGUUACACAGGCUGUCACUAGGAUUAAUGAAGUAGGUGAGGAAGAGAAGAAAGCUAAGAAUACUAUAAUGAACGCUAUCAAUGCUGAAUCACAGAGUAACAGCAAGUUCUCCCAACAGAAAGGAACACCAAUCGCUGAGAAUGCGGCUACUGUCGACAAGGAUGUUGCAACAGCGGGUGAUAGGUCGAAAGCGGGUCCGAUCGUAAAGGGGCAUGAAGAUACCAAUCCCCAGACAUCUCAUUCCAUCGCUUCCACGCAAAACGAACCAAAAGCCGAGAUACCACACGCCACGCAUGAUGAAACAAAUGCCAACACACCACACGCCACGCAUAAAGAACCAAAUGCCGAGACACCACAAGCGGUCACUUCCGCGCAUAACGAACCUGGUGAUACACAUCUGGGCAAGAAUCCAAAGGAAACUACGACCGCUAAAGAUCUGCUGGAUAUACCCAUUGAGGACCAGAAAUUAUUGAACAAAUUUAUGAUUGAUCUGAACUUGAUUAAGAAAGCGGACCGCGGUGAACUUGACAAGUUACUUGUCAAAACUCUUAAAAGCGCCUCGUCGUUUGUCACCAAAAACAUGAUGAUAGCAAUCGCUGCUGGUGUUCUUGGAAUUGCCACCGUGUACACCCUUUUUCAACAUGUCAAGUAG